This is a messenger RNA of Chiloscyllium plagiosum (whitespotted bambooshark), 1591 nucleotides long. The record is from RefSeq and is a predicted model, not a curated record. NCBI's taxonomy places the organism in Eukaryota, Metazoa, Chordata, Chondrichthyes, Orectolobiformes, Hemiscylliidae.
GGUAUGAUUGUGUGUUACGCAGAGAGCUUCUAGUUGGUGUCACCUUAAACUCGGUUCGGGCUGGGGGGUGAAUGCUAAAAUAUAGUCCGUUGCGCGAAAUCAAGUUUAGAGCUAUCAAAGAAACUCACAGGAAAAAUGUAUGACGAAGCAGAAAAAACCAAGCGUUGGGAAGGAGGCUAUGAACGCACUUGGGAAGUCCUGAAAGAAGAUGAGACUGGUUCCCUUAAAGCUACUAUUGAUGACCUUCUCUCCAAAGAAAAACGGAAAAGGGUAUUUGAGCACCAUGGACAAGUUAGACUUGGAAUGAUGCGACACUUGUAUGUGAUAAUAGACAUGUCAAGAUCAAUGGAAGAUCAGGAUUUGAAACCGAACCGACUUACCUCAACAUUAAAGUUGCUGGAAUACUUUGUAGAAGAAUAUUUUGAUCAAAAUCCUAUUAGUCAGAUUGGUAUUGUUACUACAAAAAACAAAAGGGCAGAAAAGCUUACUGAACUUGCUGGAAAUCCAAAAAAACAUAAAGAAGCCUUAAAGAAAGCUGUAGGUUUGUCAUGCAGUGGAGAGCCUUCACUUUACAAUUCACUCAGCUUGGCCAUGGAGACUUUGAAGCAUAUGCCUGGACACACCAGCCGUGAAAUACUUGUCAUUUUUAGCAGUCUUACAACAUGCGACCCAUCCAACAUUAAUGACCUUAUGAAGUGCUUAAAAGCUGCUAAAAUCAGAGUAUCUGUGAUUGGCCUAUCAGCAGAAGUUCGAGUUUGUACUGUUCUCACCCGCGAGACUGGUGGUACAUACCAUGUUAUUUUAGAUGAGAGCCAUUUUAAAGAGUUGCUUAAUUAUCAUGUGAGCCCACAACCUGCCAGUUCCAAUACAGAGUGCUCUCUCAUUCGUAUGGGUUUCCCCCAGCACACAAUGGUAUCCUUAUCAGAUCAGGACGCAAAACCAUGUUUCAGCAUGGCACAUUUAGAUAGUAAUAGUGGGCCAACCUUAACACUUGAUGGAUAUUAUUGUCCUCAGUGCAGAGCCAAAUAUACUGAACUGCCCGUGGAGUGCAAAGUAUGUGGUCUUACCUUAGUGUCUGCACCACACUUGGCCAGGUCUUACCACCACUUGUUCCCAUUAGAUGCAUUUAGGGAAAGUUCCUUGGAGGAGAUUCAGGGAGAAAGGUAUUGUCAAGGUUGCCAGGGAGAGUUGAAGGAUACGAAUCAGUGUUUGAAAAUUUGAAUAAGCAGCGCACAAUUGGCAUGAUGAACAGGAAGGAGAAAAUGUAAUUUACUGAUCAAGAGUCAUCAAAAUCACUUUUGUGACAUAAUUGUAAAUGUUUUCAAAAUCUAAGUGUAUUUUUGAUAAAGUUUUGACAUAGCUGUUAUCCACAGAUGUUAAUGUAGAUUAGGUUUGUGCAGAAAUAAGAUUUAUUUGACAAAUGUUAGAAAUUAAUAUUUUGUAUUCUACCAUUCCAUACACUUUAAUGAACACAUGUUUUGUGGUAGACCAUUCAAGUCUGAACUGUAUAAUCUUUGAGAAGAUUGGUUGUUGUAAAGUUUAUAAGUAGAUGUUCCACAUAAGUUGAAAAAUGUCGUGCUGGAGAAACACA